Molecule: messenger RNA, 1029 nt
Organism: Saccharomyces mikatae IFO 1815
Lineage: Eukaryota; Fungi; Ascomycota; Saccharomycetes; Saccharomycetales; Saccharomycetaceae
Gene: YEA4
Product: Yea4p
Exons: 1
Coding region: 1-1029 (342 amino acids)
Biological process (GO): transmembrane transport
Cellular component (GO): endoplasmic reticulum membrane; Golgi membrane
Molecular function (GO): UDP-N-acetylglucosamine transmembrane transporter activity
Source: RefSeq, a predicted model, not a curated record
AUGUGGAACUUACUAAAAGCUUUUUUCCUAGUAUUUGGGGGCUGCUGUUCCAAUGUUAUUACUUUUGAAGCAUUAAUGGACAAUAGAACUAGCAGUAUUAACAACCUCAUUACGUUUUGUCAAUUUCUGUUUGUCACAUGUCAAGGACUUCCCAGCUUUAUAGAUUUUCGUCGACCUUUUCCUUACUUUAAGCCUCUGAAAACUCCCCUUCAUGUCUAUAUCGUUUCUGUCUUCUUAUUUUAUAUUUCAUCUACGACGAAUAAUAAUGUGUUUAAGUACAAUAUAUCCAUCCCAAUUCAUAUUGUUUUCAGAUGUUUUGGAACAGUUAUAACCAUGUUUACAUGCUGGCUAUUUAAUGGUAGGAAAUACACAAGGACUCAGAUUUCAUCAACUUUAUUUUUGACCAUUGGGGCUAUCAUUGCCUCAUUGUACAAAGAUUCCGAUUUUCGGUACCAAGAUUUGACACUAGAGACGUUAAAAAUCAGAAAUGACCAACCUGUAGAUUCAACGUUCAUUUUUGGUAUUUGUGUAUUAGUACUUUCAUCAUUCACAUCGUCUUUACUUUCUGCAUACAAUGAGCGCACGUAUCAAAAAUAUGGCAAGCAUUGGAAAGAAAAUAUCUUUUACAGCCACUUGUUAUCAUUACCCCUCUUUCUAUUUAAUCAAAAACAGUUAAUUUACGAAUAUCGAGUAAUGAGAAACUCUGAAAAAAAAAUGUGUUUAAAUGUUGGUAGGAAGGUUAAAGUACCGCAAGCAGAAACUUUCCUCUUUUUUAAUGUGUUGACCCAAUACUUUUGUGUCAAAGGUGUCAAUAUACUUGCUAGUAAAACGAAUGCUCUAACACUUUCAAUAACAUUACUUCUAAGAAAGUUUAUAAGUCUUUUAUUGAGUGUCCAAGUUUUCGGUAAUGGGCUUUCAUAUACCGGCUACUUUGGUGUUUCCCUAGUAUUUCUUGGUGCCCUGAUAUACUCCCUUGGAUCAAUUCGUCCCAGGCUUAGAGAUAAAAAGGCGUUAGGGAAGGGACAAUAA